UUAAAUUUGAGUUUUGAGUUUCUCAUUCCCAGAAAACAAGAAUGUCUUCAAGGAUUCCCGAACCCUGAAGGAAGAGCCUCUCAAGAUCACAACGAUAAGCUCAUCACAACCAAUCUGCUGAAGAAAUUGCAAGAAAUUUCUUGACAAUCCAAGCCACUGGAACCGGACUCGAUCGGGUCAGAAGCGGAAGAAGAGAAGCCCGAGCACGAACCCGAUCACCCGAUCGGGCCAGUCGAUCGGGUCAGACCAGCCCGAUUUCCAGAGAAGAAGUUUCGAUGGGGAAAAGACCUGUAGAAGAAGAUGUUGAUCAACCGAUGGUGGAUAUGGAGCCUAGAACGGUAGUGGCUCCAAGGAAAACCAAGAACAUGCCCCCUCCAGAAGAGCUUUAUGCAAUGUUUAAGAAGCAAAAGUUUGUUGGAACUCCCUAUCCUCACCGGCAAACGAUGAAGGAGCUGGGCAUAGCAAGAGAUGUUGAGUUUCUGUUCCAGAGAAUCGGCCUUGGCUCAUUCAUGACUAGAACCUUGGAAGCCUACGACGAGGAGACGUGCUACGUGUUGGCUUCACUUCAGCUCCAUUUCUACGAGGAUGAAACCGAUUUCCACUCAGAUGACUGCCUUGGAUACAUCACCUUUAGCGUGAGGGGCGCUACCUAUUCUCUCACGUUCAAAGAAGUUGAGAACCUCUAUGGGUUCUUGCAAGCAAGCGGGAUGAGCCAAGAUGUGCUUAAGGAGGAGAUCAAGUCUGUUUGGAAGACAAUUGGAGAUGGGAAGGAGUACACCUCUUCGAAAUCUAAGAGCGCCCAAAUCUGAAAUCCAGCUUUGAGAUAUUUCCAUAAGUCAUUGGCUAGUACGAGUUUUGCUAGAAAGGAGAUCGGGAAUGUGAACGAGAGUGAGAUCCAGCUCAUAGAUAUAGCAUUGAGUGGUGUACUGCCAAGUACUAGGGAUGGUAGAGAACUAGUAGGAGAUAGAAUGGAUGGUAGCAUGGUCUUGGUUCUGUUAGACCAACUGAUGUACUGCAAGGAUUGGGUAUUAAAGGCUGUUAGGAGAGGUGUACAAGGAGAGCUCAGUAUUGGUGGACUAGUCACCCCGCUAUUGGUAGCUUGUGAUGUUGAAUUACGGGGGAAGGUUUACAACGCUCGCUGGAUUGACAUUGAGAUUUCAACAAGGACGCACUUCCUUGAUAGCGAGCGUCCCAACGGGUUUUAUCUAUAUAAGUUCACCCACCCUUCACUUGGAGCAACAAGAAUGGUGUUGCCUAACACCGAGCUUACAAAGAUCAGAUUGGGUGCUAAUAUCGACUUUUGGCCACCCAUCUCAGCGUUAUAUGACCCGAGCUCAGUCCAAGAUCCAGUUCCUAGCUUCGAGCCAUCCCAACAAACCUAUGCACCUGAAAUCAGAGAAGAAGAGCCUGCUAGGGAAGAGCAGGAAGAGGACUUCUAUUUUGACGAGUGGGAAGAGUCCUCUAGGCAGUCAAGGGGGGUAAAGGAAGCUCAUAAAAAGAUUAGCAUCCUCCUGAAGUGGAACAAGUUCCAAAGCAAGACUAUCAAGGCAUUGAAGAACACAGUGAAGGAUCUUGCUGGAACAGUUAAGGAUAUGGGGGAGCAGAUCAAGGAGCUUCAGAACAAGGUUGGAUGCUCAACCUCCACUACAGCCAUGCCUAGUGGUUUGGGGAGGAGUGCAUCAGUCAGGACACCUACCAAGUCCAACCUACCAUUUAGUCCGCCUAGAGCCUCAUUUGACCCGAGGAGGAGUCUGUUCAGAACCAGAAGAGAACCGGGCGCUUACAAGAGCACCUCAUCCGAACGCACACCCGAUCGGGCCGGCUCUUCACACCCGGUCGGGUCAGCCUAUCACCUCGCAGUCGACUCUGAAAAUGUCCAAACCGAGCACGUAGCAGCAGGCCUCGACGUCUUGAGCUCGUGGUUUGGACCACCACCCAAGAGUACGUACAAGAGUGAAGAAAAGGAUGAUGAACAAUUCAGAACCCGAGUCUGGUUCGUCUUCAUUGACCAACUCUUGUUAUGUGUGCUUUGGUAUGGCUUCAGAAUUAGGUGA
Molecule: messenger RNA, 2054 nt
Organism: Capsella rubella
Lineage: Eukaryota; Viridiplantae; Streptophyta; Magnoliopsida; Brassicales; Brassicaceae
Exons: 2
Coding region: 969-2054 (361 amino acids)
Source: RefSeq, a predicted model, not a curated record